AUGGAUUCAUCAAGAACUAGUCAAAAGCAAAAAUAUGGUCCACCAACUUCAAUCAAACCAAGAAGUUAUAAUGUCAUGUUGGAAUUAUUAGAAACACAAGCAAAUAAGAAAUUAACUAAUGAAUAUAAUCAAGAUGUUAAACAAUGGUUAGCAGUGUUAGAAAAUGAAUCAUUAGUUAACCCAUCAAUGAUUGACUUACAACCCGAGAUUCAAUGGUUUAUGAGACCAUUUUUGUUAGAUUUCUUAAUUGAACUUCAUUCGAGUUUUAAGUUACAGCCAUCGACAUUAUUUUUAUGCUUUAACAUUAUUGAUAGAUAUUGUGCUAAAAGAAUUGUUUUCAAAAGACACUAUCAAUUAGUUGGAUGUACUUCAUUAUGGAUUGCUUCUAAAUAUGAAGAUAAAAAAUCAAGAAUACCAACCUUAAAAGAAUUAUCAAUAAUGUGUAGAAAUGCAUAUGAUGAAGAAAUGUUUAUUCAAAUGGAAAUGCAUAUUUUAUCAACCUUAGAAUGGAGUUUGAGUCAUCCAAAUUUAGAAGAAUGUUUACAAUUAUCCAUUCAAUCAAUGAAUAAUUUACAAGUUACUCCUUGUAAAUAUAAUAAUUUAACUCCAAAUAAUUCCAAAACAUCUGCUAUUACUGCAAUUAGUAGAUUUUUGUGUGAAUUAUCAUUAUACGAUCGGUUUUUUCUUACCAUGCCAACUUCUUUGGUUGCUAUCACAGCAAAUUUACUUGCAUGUUCAAUGUUACAAAUUAAUACUUCUUCUAAUUAUUUAGAAGAUUUAAUAAAAUCAUAUUAUAUCAAAAAAUAUGACCAAAGGAAACCAUCAACUUCUUCAAUAAAUUUAUUUGCAACUCCAAAAUCUUUUAAGAAAAAUCAAGAAGAUAUAAUAAUCACCGCUAAAGAAAAUAAACAACCCCAAGUUAAAGGUUCCUUUUUAAGUGGAUUCGAUCCAAAUACUACAAUUGACCAAAUUAAAAAAGUUUGUCUUAUGUUUAUUAUUCAAUUAUCAAAGAUAACCGAUGUUUUAACCAAAAAAUACGAAUCUUUAGGAGUUAUUCAAGUUAUUAAAAAUUUCAAUAAUAGAUAUAGCUUCAUCAUAUCAACCAUCAUUGAUAAUUCUAAAAUGAUCAUCAAUGAUGAAUACAUUCAUUCAAAUAAAUUAAAUCACUUAUCUGAUAUUUUAUUACAAUUACCCCAAAUUAAUGAUAUUGAAUCAUUGAUUAAAAAUAAUACUACUACUAGCUUACCAAUCCCAUUAACUCCUCCUUCUGCAACCUCUCAAUAUUCAAUGUUUCUGCUUUCAAAUCAUACUCUAUCGAGUGUUUGUGCUACUCCAAUCAACUCAACCCAUUUAAAACCAAAUCCACCAUAUAAUUUUAAUCACACUCAAAGCUCAGAUGCUAUCCAUGGUUUCAGUCCCGUUUCUAAAAACCUGCAUCAUCCAAUCAAUGAUUGGUCCUCCCCAAUCUCAAAGGUCUCUUAUUAAUGUUGCUUUUGACGACCCUCCUUCGAUGCCUUUCGGCUUUCAAAUUAAUUUCACUUCAAUUCUUCGUCUACAUAUUUGCAUUGUAUUCAUUUCUUACAUAAUACAUAUUAAUAUACUUAUCAUCAUAAUAUCAUGCCAUCCCUU
This is a messenger RNA of Hyphopichia burtonii NRRL Y-1933, 1629 nucleotides long. RefSeq names its product Ccn1p (gene CCN1). The transcript is spliced from 2 exons. Gene Ontology annotation, molecular function: cyclin-dependent protein serine/threonine kinase regulator activity. Lineage: Eukaryota; Fungi; Ascomycota; Pichiomycetes; Serinales; Debaryomycetaceae. The coding region runs from base 1 to 1485 and encodes 494 amino acids. Gene Ontology annotation, biological process: mitotic cell cycle phase transition; regulation of cyclin-dependent protein serine/threonine kinase activity. Gene Ontology annotation, cellular component: cyclin-dependent protein kinase holoenzyme complex; cytoplasm; centrosome. The record is from RefSeq and is a predicted model, not a curated record.